Armigeres subalbatus is the source of this 1290-nucleotide messenger RNA. RefSeq lists its product as uncharacterized. Gene Ontology annotation, cellular component: nucleus. The record is from RefSeq and is a predicted model, not a curated record. Gene Ontology annotation, molecular function: DNA binding. The transcript has 3 exons. Bases 1 to 1290 code for a protein of 429 amino acids. Lineage: Eukaryota; Metazoa; Arthropoda; Insecta; Diptera; Culicidae.
AUGAUCUGGAGUAGCGAUCUAGAAGAUCCUGAACACCAUCCUGAACCCGGACUCACCCACCUGUUUGAGCAGAUCCGGGGUGGAUUGCAUCUCCCGAAAAAAAAAAGAGGACUCGGCUCGAAGAAAACGGUUUUCACUCAAGAACAAGAACAGGAGCUGACUAAUCAUAUUCUCGAUCUGGAGGCAAGAUUUUACGGGGUGAAUAGAAAGGAUAUACGCAAACUUGCCUAUGAACUGGCAGAGCUGAACGGCCUGCCGCACAACUUCAACCGGAAGACCAAAAAGGCUGGCACCUUCUGGCUACUGGGAUAUCUCAGGCGGAAUCCAACCGUAUCAUUUCGGAAACCAGAGGCAACAUCUGCUGCAAGAGCAAGAGGUUUUAAUAAACCGUCUGUUAAUAUAUUCUACGACAUUCUUGGCCAUCAUUUGGAAACUAACAGGUUUCAGCCAUCUCGCAUAUUCAAUGCCGAUGAAACGGGAAUCAGCACGGUCCCCCCCAAGAAACUGAAAAUUGCUGCCAAGAAAGGAAAAAAGCAGGUUGGGGCCAUCACCUCUGGCGAGCGAGGAAUAUUGACGACAGUCGUGAUGUGCAUGUCCGCAACCGGGCAACAUUUGCCACCGUACGUCAUUUUUCCCCGGGUGCGCAUGCACGACGCAUUGAAGAGAGGAGCGCCCAACGGGACUAAAUUCAACUGCAACCCUUCCGGCUACAUGACUUGCGAGUCUUUUCUGGAUUACUUCGACCAUUUUAUUGACCAAGUCAAUCCCUCGGAAAAGAACCCUGCUUUGCUGAUUAUUGAUGGUCACAGCUCACAUACGAAAAACUUCGGUUUUACCCGGAAGGCUCGUGCAAACUUUGUAACGGUGAUCGCGCUGCCACCACACUGCAGUAACAAGUUGCAGCCGCUGGAUGUGGCUUUUAUGGCGCCGUUUAAGAGCUAUUAUGCGAGUGCUUCUGAAGAUUUCAUGCGCAGAAAUCCUGGAAGAGUUAUCGGGCUGUACGACGUCUCAGAAUUGCUGGGCGUGGCAUUUCCAAAAGCCGCUUCGGUAGCUGUAGCUGAGAACGGCUUUCGUAAAACUGGCAUUUGGCCAUUUAACAGAAAUGUGUUCAGCGAUGAAGACUUUGCCCCCUCCGAAGUGACCGACCAGGAACUUACCACUACCGUUACGUUGAUCACAAUCAGGGUUACUGGAAAUCGCAUCAAGUGUUUCGCAUUCACUCAUAUAUUGCGAACGGAAUCGGAAAAGAACAAUAAACGAUGCAUCCCGAAUGAACCGCACAAAAUAUAG